Molecule: messenger RNA, 1863 nt
Organism: Trichoderma aggressivum f. europaeum
Lineage: Eukaryota; Fungi; Ascomycota; Sordariomycetes; Hypocreales; Hypocreaceae
Exons: 5
Coding region: 1-1863 (620 amino acids)
Biological process (GO): retrograde transport, endosome to Golgi
Molecular function (GO): phosphatidylinositol binding
Source: RefSeq, a predicted model, not a curated record
AUGUGGAACGACGAGGACAACAAUCCUUACGGAUCGAGCUUCGAUCGCCGGGAUUCACAGACCUCAUCGUCGGCCAUCCCGAGCUCGCCGACUUCCAGAGACUAUGGAGUGUUCGAGGCCCCCCACACCCCGUCAACCGGGAGCGAUGAUGCUCAAUCACCUCGCCAGCCCUUCAGCCAUGGCGUUGGGCAGAUUGACGAAGAAGAUGUCCUCAGGGAGGAUACUCCCCCACGGCGGAAGCCAGGCGGGUACAACAGCCGCAUUGAGCAGAUCCUCUAUGAGAACCCCAACAUGCCCAUUAUGAUCACCGAUGCGGGCAAAAGCGUGGAGAGCGGAGGGAGAUACAUUGUGUAUACCAUUAAAACUGGGGAUCUAGAAGUUCGUCGCCGUUACUCUGAGUUUGCCUCGCUGAGAGAUGCCUUGACUCGUCUUCAUCCGACCCUUGUCAUCCCUCCCAUUCCAGAAAAGCAUACCAUGGCCGACUAUGCCGCGAAUCCCACGAGCGCAAAACAGGACCAGCAAAUCAUUGACUUACGAAAGCGCAUGUUGAUGGUCUUCUUGAACCGCUGCCGUCGAAUGGACGCCGUCAGAGAGGACGGAGUCUGGUGGAGAUUCCUAGACCCAAACUCAAGCUGGAGCGAGGUCUUGCAUGCCCACCCUGUAGCCUCCAUUCCCAAGUCUGUUCUCAAGGCACCUCCACUAAACACAGCGAAUCCAACCCCCGCGCACAACUUUCUUCCAAUUCCUUCCAGCUCAUCGAAACUCAAGGCCUCGUCAGGUACCGGCCAAGACCUGAGCGCUUCUGUCAUUCAAGGCGCAGCGCAUGCGAUCGAACGCUUCCCAACAGAUGCAUCCAAGCUCAGCGAAUUAGAACUUGACCCGUAUUUUAUCUCAUAUGAAGCCUCGAUUAAAGAGCUGGAGCAACUUCUGACUGGCCCUAUGGAGAAAGUCAACCGUCGAACUCUCAGUCACUUGUCUUCUCUUGCGGCCGAUCUAUGCGAGUUAGGAUCAAGAUACAAUGCUUUUGCCCUUUCGGAACAAGCCCCCUCCUUGGGACCAGCCAUCGAACGCAUUGGCCAGGCCGCUGAUGCAUCAUACAUUGCAACCGAGGAGCUUUCGGGAACUUUGGGGGCAAGCUUCGCAGAACCAAUGAGAGAAAAUGCCCAGUUUGCGGGAGUGGUAAGAAGCGUCUUGCGGUAUAGAGUUCUCAAGCGCGUGCAACAGGACAUGACAACCGAUGAGCUCAACAAAAAGAGGGCUCUUUUGGACCAGCUGGAGCGCAGUGAAGCGGAGGCGCGACGCAUCGAACAGUACCUUUCCAGCAGCCAGCAAAUAUCACCCCCUCCCAAGCGAUCAGCAAGCAUGAGGGAACCUCCGACUCAGCACCGCCGUGAUGGAAGCCAGGAAGACACUGAGUCUAUAGAUUCUGAUUUCCCUCCCACACACGGCGACUUCCCAUCAGUACCCCCGUCUGCAAGCCAAGGUCUUCCCGAGAGAAGCACAAGCAACACGCACAGAAAGAUGCCCAGUACAAACUCCAUAACCAACAAGAUUUUUGGUCCGAUCCGUCAUGCAGUUCAGGGUGUCGUGGAUGUGGAUCCUGAACGAACCCGCAGAGAUACCAUUGGAAAGACGCGCGAGUCUAUUGGCCAGCUAGAGCAAGCCCAGGUAGCUUCUGAGAGGGAUGUCAAGGAGGCCAGCGCAAGCGUACUGGAUGAUUUGAAACGGUUCCAGAAGGAUAAGGAAGAUGAUUUGCGAAGAUACAUGUUGGCAUAUGCCAGAAGCCAGAUUGAGUGGGCACGCAAGAGCAAGCAGCAGUGGGAGGAGGCCCGAGCCGAGGUCGACAAAAUAGAUGAAAAUUAG